AUGGCUGAUAAGCAACUGAUCUUCACAACAGGCCACAAGAUGCCAAUGGCCUCUAAAAUGGCUGAGAAAGAGUAUUGUCAAUUCCAUAAUUCGUGGAGCCAUUCCACUAACAAUUGUGUAGUUUUUCACAAUAUUGUGCAGAAAGCAGUUGAAGAUGGCAGGCUGAAGUUUCCAGAAAAAUCAGAGGUGAUGGGUGUUGAUGGAAAUCCUUUCCCUAAGGUUGUUGCAACAAAUGUUGCUUCUAUAGUCUCGAAACACCCCAAAAAGAAGGUUGACUUGAUAGAUCCAGCAACCAGUGGAAAGCUGGAAAUUCCUAAACCGGCAGCAUCCAUGGAGAAAAUAGUGGCUGAGUUGGAUAGGCAACUCCGAGAGGCUCAGAUUGCCUUAAUCUAG
Cornus florida is the source of this 393-nucleotide messenger RNA. RefSeq lists its product as uncharacterized. The record is from RefSeq and is a predicted model, not a curated record. The transcript has a single exon. NCBI's taxonomy places the organism in Eukaryota, Viridiplantae, Streptophyta, Magnoliopsida, Cornales, Cornaceae. Bases 1 to 393 code for a protein of 130 amino acids.